Lactuca sativa (garden lettuce) is the source of this 1063-nucleotide messenger RNA. RefSeq names its product protein SAWADEE HOMEODOMAIN HOMOLOG 1. Gene Ontology annotation, molecular function: chromatin binding. The record is from RefSeq and is a predicted model, not a curated record. NCBI's taxonomy places the organism in Eukaryota, Viridiplantae, Streptophyta, Magnoliopsida, Asterales, Asteraceae.
AUAAAUGAUCAGUAAACUACUUUCCUCUUCUCCCAGUUCUCAGCCGUUCUCAGCAGUCAGCAGUCUGACUGAGAGCUUCUUUCCCUCUAAUCAACAAAAAAUCUUAAAUCUUUACAGGGUUUUUGGAAUAUCAACUUCGAAAACCCCUUAGCAACAUGGAUCAUCGUCUUCGUUCUAGAGGAGAAAAGAAGGUUUACUCUGGAUUCACAACAUCCGAGAUGGAGAAAAUGGAGAAAGUAAUAAAAGAAUCAGGGGAAAAUCCUCUAAAUCCUGAUGUCUUUAAGAUAUUAGCAAGAAGAUUCAAUCGAUCUUCAGGACGAGCUGGAAAACCUAUCUUAAAAUGGACUGAUGUCCAAAAUUGGUUUAUUGAAAAGCAGCAAUGCCUCAUGUCAAAAAAUACAAAUAAAUUGCCAGCUGUCCAAGAAGGUGAUUCUGAUAUGUCUAAAGGAGAAAAAAUUGUAGAUCUUUCAAAGUUGGAAUUCGAGGCAAAAUCAUCAGAUAAUGCAUGGUAUGAUGUGGAAGUAUUUAUCACACAUAGAUUUAUCUCAAGUGGACCUGAAGUUCUUGUAAGAUAUGUUGGAUUUGGGAUAGAAGAAGACGAAUGGAUUCAUGUUAAAAAUGUUCGUGAAAGAUCUAUUCCCAUUGAGCAUUCAGAAUGCCAUAAAGUCAUGAUUGGAGACACUGUGCUUUGUUUCCAAGAGAAAACAGAUCAAGCAAGAUAUUAUGAUGCUCAAGUGAUGAAUAUUCAAAGGAAGUUGCAUGAUAUAAGAGGCUGCAGAUGCAUUUUCUUGAUUCGAUAUGAGCAUGAUGACUCUGAGGAAAGUGUUCGGUUGAAGAGACUGUGUUGCCAGCCGGAAUAUUAGAAUCUUGUAAACCAUUUAUGUUAUAGAUGUUUUUAUUCAUGUGGUUUAUUGGAUGAUAUAUUAUAUAGAAAUUGUUAAUAUAGUUUUGGAUUUUUUGCUAUAAAUUGUAUUGUAUUCCCAACUGGGUUCUCAUGUAUUUUUUUGAAGCCCAAAUCUUGGGUUAUUUAUUAAAGAAUUGGGAUCAAAUGAUGCAGAAAAAA